AUGUACACUGGCAACAAUAGCACCACUGAUGUACCGCCACCACGGCCGCCCAUUGACUACACUCGACACACUCACCAACACAAUCAGGCACCGACUUUGUCACCAAGUUCUUACUACUCGAUUCACUGUGGGCCCAGUCCAAGUCAGCACAUGUCACCAGCCCUAUCAGAAGCAAGGAGGCCAGGCGACGUCAUCCGUAAAUCAACUGCAAAUCGCAUCACGUCUUACCAUGAUCGCAAAUCGACCUCUAAGCAAGUUACAACCAAGCUGAAAAACCUCUUUGUCAAUAACCGAGAACGUGAGGAACUUAUGACCGCUUGCUCGAAAGGCGACGUUGAUAGAGUGAGCCAUCUGCUUGCACACACCAAACCUAAUGUCAAUCCAGAUAUGGUGCGCGAUUCCAAACUUCGCACGCCUUUGCUUGUCGCCUGUGCAGCAGGCAAAGCAGAUGUGGUUCGGGUGCUAAUACGAUGGGGCGCAGAUGUCAACAAUCCAGUGGGAGACGUUAUCGGCAAUAAGCCGCUUGAUUUGGCCGUCAUUUCUAACAGUUUUGAUACGGUGCUGGCAUUGUUGGAAGCAGGGGCCCAUGUGACACAGCCUCCUGUCGCACCACCUGCCACUAGUAUGAGUGAACGAGACAGUCGCUUGCCAGCACCUGCACACCGUCGCGUUGGUGCCCGAUCACCACUUAGCUUGGCCCAGUCGCGACUGGACUUGCUCAUUGCACAGCGCCAAAAUACCGAUGGUGUCAAUGUGACCAAGCAACGCGAAGUGUGCAUGGAUCAAAUCGUACAGCGCCAAAAGAACAACAGGGAUCGAGUCGUGUGA
Molecule: messenger RNA, 828 nt
Organism: Zychaea mexicana
Lineage: Eukaryota; Fungi; Mucoromycota; Mucoromycetes; Mucorales; Lichtheimiaceae
Product: ankyrin repeat-containing domain protein
Exons: 4
Coding region: 1-828 (275 amino acids)
Cellular component (GO): cytoplasm; nucleus
Molecular function (GO): protein binding
Source: RefSeq, a predicted model, not a curated record